AUGUCGAAUAUUCUCAAUGUGUUCAAUCCACCUCCAUCGCGGCCCUUGACUGAGGAUGAGAUCGGCGAGGGCUGUAUUCCUUGUACUGCAGUGCAAUCGGUCGUGGCUCUAGCAGGGGGUGUCUAUUUGAACUCCAAUACCCUUUUCAAAGACCCAAAAACUGGCAAAAUCGACUUUGCAAAGAAUCCCAUCUGGUGGCAGAAAACCGUUAAAGGAUUUGGUAUAGUGUUGUUUGGUUUAGGUGCCUACAGAGCUGGAGAAGUAGGCCAGUUGGUGUGGAAGAAGAAAUUCGAAUGA
This is a messenger RNA of Scheffersomyces stipitis CBS 6054, 297 nucleotides long. RefSeq lists its product as uncharacterized. Bases 1 to 297 code for a protein of 98 amino acids. The record is from RefSeq and is a predicted model, not a curated record. The transcript has a single exon. Lineage: Eukaryota; Fungi; Ascomycota; Pichiomycetes; Serinales; Debaryomycetaceae.